Sorex fumeus (smoky shrew) is the source of this 4152-nucleotide messenger RNA. RefSeq names its product LEM domain containing 3 (gene LEMD3). Gene Ontology annotation, cellular component: nuclear inner membrane. Gene Ontology annotation, molecular function: chromatin DNA binding. Gene Ontology annotation, biological process: negative regulation of BMP signaling pathway; nuclear envelope organization. Bases 127 to 2928 code for a protein of 933 amino acids. The transcript is spliced from 13 exons. NCBI's taxonomy places the organism in Eukaryota, Metazoa, Chordata, Mammalia, Eulipotyphla, Soricidae. The record is from RefSeq and is a predicted model, not a curated record.
CCCGCCGCUCCCAUUGGCCGGGGCGCCCGCGGCGCUGCGAGGACGACGCGGAACGGUCUAGUUCAGGGUCUAGGGCGGCGCGUCACUUCCGGUAGCGCGGAGCUUGUAAAACACCCUGGAGAGAAAAUGGCGGCGGCAGCAGCGGCGGCGGCGGCGGCAUCGGCGCCUCAGCAGCUCUCGGAUGAGGAGCUUUUCUCUCAGCUGCGCCGUUACGGCCUGUCUCCGGGCCCCGUGACGGAGAGCACCCGCCCCGUCUACCUCAAGAAGCUGAAGAAGCUUCGCGAGGAGGAGCAGCAGCAGCAGCAACAGCAGCAGCAGCAGCAGCACCGGCUCGGCGGCCGCGGCGCCAAGACGCGGAACAGUAAUAACAAUAACACGGGCGCCGCGGUCGCCGCCGCGGGCAUGGGGGUCCGGCCGGUGGCGGGCGACCUCGCCUUCCUGCGGACUCCGGGGGGCCCGGGCCGGACGCCGGCCGCGGGCUCGGAGGGCGGCGCGCCCGCCGGGCCGGGGGGCGCCGCGGCCGGCCUCGCGGCGGGCAGCAAAGUGCUGCUGGGCUUCAGCUCGGACGAGUCGGACGCCGAGGCCGGCGGCCCCCGCGAGCAGGCCGGCGGCAGGAAGGAGCGGGCGGCGCCGCCGCCGCCGCCGCCGUCGUCGUCGCCGUCGCCGUCGUCGUCGUCGUCGUCGUCUUCGUCCCGCGGGCUCGAGGGGACGCCCGCGCCGCCGGCCGAGCGCAGGAAGCCGCACUCGUGGUGGGGGGCCCGGCGGCCGGCGCCCCCCGAGCCGCCGAGCGCGGCGGCCCGCGAGGCGGCGGAGGACGAGCGCGGGGAGGGCGCCGACGGGGAGGACCGGGGCGCCGAGGCCGAGGAGCCGCGCUGGGCCAGCCGGGCGGUGAACGGCAGCCGGCUGCCCCCCUACAGCUGCCGGGAGAACUACUCGGACUCGGAGGAGGAAGAGGAGGACGAGGAGGACGAGGAGGAUGAGAUCGGCGGCGACGCGGCCUCGCCCCGCCUGGGAGCCAAGGACGACUCCCUGGCCCGCGCCCGGCCCCGACGGGGCCACGGGAAGCCCUUGCUCGCGCCGCCGGCGGCCAAGGGCAGCCGGCUGGAGCCCGCGGGCCCGGGAGGGGGCGGACUGGCGAUGAAUGACAGGGCGGCGGCCGCCAGCAGUCUAGACAGGAGCCGCAACCUCGAGCGGGCGGCGGCGGAGCGCGGCGCGGGGUGUGAGCCCUGGGACGCCGGCCACGCGCCCCGAUUCCGGGCCAGCGCCAAGAAGCUGGCCCCGCUGCUGCCGCCCUCGCCGCUGCCCGACCGGGACCCUGGCUCGGACCCGGGCCCCGGCCCCCGGCUGAAGACCAACAACCACGUGGGCGGGGGCGCCUUCGGCGUGGACGCCCCCCGGAUUUUCGCCAACAGCGUGCCGCCCGGGGCCGCGGCGGCCAGCCCCCCCUCCGGGGCGCUCCGGAUCAACCACGCCAACCACACGGGCCCCAAUCACACGUACCCCAAGACCCCCUACGGCAAACCGAAGCUCUCGGAACCCGAGGAGGAACUUCUGCAGCAGUUUAAGCGGGAGGAGGUGUCCCCCACGGGGGCGUUCAGUGCCCACUACCUGUCCAUGUUUCUCUUGACUGCCGCCUGCCUCUUUUUCCUAAUACUGGGGCUGACCUAUCUGGGCAUGCGAGGAACGGGAGUGUCCGAGGAUGGAGGACUCGGCAUAAAAAAUCCCUUUGAUGAAACAUUUGGAAAAAUACAAGAAAGUGAAAAAAAUCUUAUGAUGAACACUUUAUACAAGCUUCAUGAUCGAUUGGCACAACUUGCAGGAGAUCAUGAAUGUGGAAGCUCUAGUCAGAGAACCCUUUCUGUCCAAGAAGCAGCUGCCUAUUUAAAAGAUUUAGGUCCUGAGUAUAAAGAUAUAUUUAACACCUCAUUGCAAUGGAUUUUGGAAAAUGGAAAAGAUGUGGGAAUAAGGUGUGUUGGUAGUGGCCCGGAAGAAGAACUGACAAACAUAACUCACGUGCAGUUUUUACAGUCCACAAGACCUCAGAUGUCUUUCUGGUGUCGUUUUAGACGUGCUUUUAUUACUGUCACCCACAGAUUAUUACUGUUAUGCUUAGGUGUAGUGAUGGUUUGUGUCGUUCUGCGUUACAUGAAGUAUCGCUGGACAAAAGAGGAAGAAGAAACAAGACAGAUGUAUGAUAUGGUGGUAAAGAUUAUAGAUGUUUUACGAAGCCAUAAUGAGGCUUGCCAGGAAAAUAAAGAUUUACAACCUUACAUGCCUAUUCCACAUGUGCGAGAUUCCUUAAUACAGCCUCAUGACAGGAAAAAGAUGAAGAAAGUCUGGGAUAGAGCUGUUGAGUUUCUUGCUGCUAAUGAGUCUAGAGUUCGCACAGAAACACGAAGAAUAGGUGGUGCAGAUUUUCUGGUUUGGCGUUGGAUCCAGCCUUCUGCAUCCUGUGACAAAAUAUUAGUAAUACCUUCUAAAGUAUGGCAAGGUCAAGCAUUUCAUUUAGAUAGAAGAAAUUCACCUCCAAAUAGUUUGACACCAUGUCUAAAGAUUCGAAAUAUGUUUGAUCCAGUAAUGGAAAUAGGAGAUCAGUGGCAUUUGGCAAUCCAAGAAGCAAUUUUAGAAAAAUGCAGUGAUAAUGAUGGCAUUGUUCACAUUGCAGUAGACAAAAAUUCACGUGAGGGUUGUGUAUAUGUUAAAUGUCUGUCUCCAGAAUAUGCUGGAAAAGCUUUUAAGGCAUUGCAUGGCUCUUGGUUUGAUGGGAAAUUGGUUACAGUAAAAUAUUUACGACUAGAUAGAUAUCACCAUCGCUUUCCCCAAGCACUUGCUUGCAACACUCCCUUGAAGCCAUCAAAUAAACAUAUGAACUCUAUGUCUCAUCUUCGUCUUCGGACUGGCCUAGCCAAUUCUCAAGGAAGUUCCUGAAAAGACUCUCCACUCUUAUAACUGUUACUUACAGUAGAAAAAUUACUGUUUGGCUUCUUGUCUUCCUUUUAAAAUGCUUUUUGUAUGUAAUAUUUUAAUUGAAUAAAGCUCUGUUUAAAUGUUCCAAAAAUCGUAAGGUUCCAGUGGGACUUAGCAGUGAGGCAGCAAUGCUGAGUAGAUAGAAUAAUUGUUUCAUUCAACUUUUGGAGCUCAGUUAAGCCAAUGCAUUUAAAGUUUUGCAUGAGGAACAUUGACUUUCUUAAGCAUUUUCAGAUGUGGUGAUUGUAUUUUUGCACCAAGAAAUGUUUGGAUUACCGCACAAAAGCAUGGUGAAGAGGCUUCUUGUUAUUUCCAUAAUUCCUGUGAACUAAUGUUGUGAAUUUUUGUAUACAGUCACCUGCAUAGUUCCUUAAUGUGGUAAAAACGUUCAUUUUUCAAUUUAACCUUAGAUUUCUAUUGCUUGUAAAAUUUCUAUUUGCUACAGCUGGAUUAUGGGGAAAUUCAUUUGGGUUUAGUGGUUACAUAUAAGUGGAUGUACAUGUACUUAAACUGGCUUUUGUAUAUAUGUAUAAAUGCUGGUGGUGGCGAAUGUAGUCUUGUAUUUUGAGGAUGUCUGCAGUAUAGCAGUAAAAUAAGCUUAUUUUAUUCAUAAUCUAAUGUAUAUAUGUAUGUGUAUAUGUAUAUAUGUCUGUAUGUAUAUUAUAUAUGUAUGUGUAUAUGUUUGUGUAUACACACACAUAUAUAUACAUAUGGCUGUACUGUCACAGAUCAAACAGCCAAACACCUGGAAGUAUUAGAUACAAGUUAAAAAUAUCUUUUAUAGGUUUUAUAUGAAAAAAAUGUCUUGAGUAUGACUGUGAAAGUUGAUACCAGUUGUAAUUGAUUCAAAUUUAUGCGAGCAAUAAAGAAGCAAUUGGCAGAAAUUGAUAAAGUAUUUUGUGAAAAGCUGUAUUUAUUAUAUUAGGGCUAUAACAUAGUACCAUUGGGAUUGAGUCAUUUUCCCAAUCUGUUUAUAGUUUAAAUAAUGAAAAGUUAACUCUCCUGUUGUAUGUCAAGUAUUAAGCAGGGCACAUUGUUGCAACAAAGUAUGUAUUUGAAUAAUCAUAUUUGCAAUUUGGGGUCAUGAAUGUUUGCAAUAUAGUAAAUGCAAGAGUGACUGUUGCUUUGUGCCUCAAGUAUUUACUUAGUUUCAGUAAAGUUUCUUUAUUACUGUUUAUAAUUUCA